Balaenoptera ricei (Rice's whale) is the source of this 2584-nucleotide messenger RNA. It is a transcript of the gene GAS2L1, whose product is annotated as growth arrest specific 2 like 1. NCBI's taxonomy places the organism in Eukaryota, Metazoa, Chordata, Mammalia, Artiodactyla, Balaenopteridae. The transcript is spliced from 5 exons. The coding region runs from base 147 to 2279 and encodes 710 amino acids. Gene Ontology annotation, cellular component: microtubule plus-end; stress fiber; actin filament. Gene Ontology annotation, molecular function: cytoskeletal adaptor activity; actin filament binding; microtubule binding. Gene Ontology annotation, biological process: actin crosslink formation; protein localization to microtubule plus-end; regulation of microtubule polymerization or depolymerization. The record is from RefSeq and is a predicted model, not a curated record.
UGCAGGCAAGGAGGACGCGGUGGUGGGACAGGGAUCUGCUGUAGCUCGGGCGGCGCCUCCCUGCGGCGGCCCGGCCCGGCUCCGGCCCUGCCGGGGCGAUGCUCCCCGAGGCCGCGGGAUGAGCCAGUGACUCGGCUGGCCUGGGCAUGGCAGACCCCGUGGUGGGCAUCGCGGGCUCGGCAGCCAAGAGCGUGCGGCCGUUCCGCUCAAGUGAGGCCUAUGUGGAGGCCAUGAAGGAGGACCUGGCCGAGUGGCUCAACGCCUUGUACGGCCUGGGUCUGCCCAGCGGUGGCGAUGGCUUCCUGACGGGGCUGGCCACGGGCACCACCCUGUGCCAGCAUGCCAAUGCCGUCACCGAGGCCGCCCGCGCGAUGGCCGCCGCCCACCCAGCCCGUGGGGUGGCCUUCCAGGCACACAGCGUGGCACCCGGCUCCUUCAUGGCCCGAGACAAUGUGGCCACCUUCAUCGGCUGGUGCCGCGCAGAGCUGGGUGUGCCCGAAGUGCUCAUGUUCGAGACCGAGGACUUGGUGCUGCGAAAGAACGAGAAAAGCGUGGUGUUGUGCCUGCUGGAGGUGGCGCGGCGCGGGGCCCGCCUCGGCCUGCUGGCCCCUCGCCUUGUGCAGUUCGAACAGGAGAUUGAGCAGGAGCUGCGCGCCGCGCCCCCGGCCCCCAACGCCCCCAGUGCCGGGGAGGACGCUGCCACCGCCGCUGCUGCUGCUGCCGAGAUCGCCACCGCCCCGGGGGCUCCCGCCCGCGGGCCCCGCAUGACACCCAGCGACCUGCGCAACCUUGACGAGCUGGUGAGAGAGAUCUUGGGGCGCUGCACCUGCCCAGACCAGUUUCCCAUGAUCAAAGUCUCGGAGGGAAAAUACCGCGUGGGAGACUCCAGUCUGCUCAUCUUUGUGCGGGUGCUGAGAAGCCACGUGAUGGUGCGCGUGGGCGGUGGCUGGGACACGCUGGAGCACUACCUGGACAAGCACGACCCCUGCCGCUGCUCCUCCACGGGUCAGUGCCCACGGCGGGGGUGGGGGGGGCAGGCACCUCUGUGGCCCCACCUCUCAUGCGCCGCCCGCCCGUCCUCUCUCCCUGCAGCCCACCGCCCACCCCAGACGAGGGCCCGCACCUUCUCCCCGCAGCGGGUGUCGCCCACCCGCAGCCCCCGAGCUGGUAGCCCAGCCCCCGGGGGUGAGCGCAGGGGCUCCCGCCCGGAGGUGACACCCAUUAGCUUACGCAGCUCAAAGGAGGGGCCCGAGACCCCGCUCAGGAUCCGGGACCAGCUGCCCCCCCAUCCCCGCUCCCGCCGCUACUCCGGGGACAGCGAUUCCUCAGCCUCCUCAGCCCAGAGCGGCCCCCUUGGUGCCCGCAGUGAAGACUCAGGCACUGGCCCCCGACGGGAACGGCCCAGCCGGCGGGUGACCACAGGCACUCCGGCCUCCCCGAGACGCCCCCCCGCCCCCCGCAGCCAGUCCCGAGACCGGCUGGAUAGGGGGCGGCCGCGUGGGGCCCCAGGAGGCAGGGGAGGCCAGCUGUUGGGCCCCAGCCCUGCCCGGCGGGCCCGGAGCCAGAGCCGUGAAGAGCAGGCUGUGCUGCUGGUGCGUCGGGACCGAGAUGGGCAGCACUCGUGGAUGCCACGGGGCAGGAGCAGCCCCCAGACUCCCCGUGCCCACAGCCCCGCAGCCCCCCGGCCUCCCCGGGUCCCCAUCUCCAGUCCAGAGUUGAGCACCACCCCAGCCAGUGUCUUCCGCACCCCCCUGCAGCUUGACCCAAAGCAGGAGCAGCAACUAUUCCGGCGCCUGGAAGAGGAGUUCCUGGCCAAUGCCCGAGCCCUUGAGGUUGCUGCUGGCGGGACCCCCACUGGACCAGCCCCUGACCUGGUUCGGGCCCCAGACCCUCCAGCUCCUGACUCAGCCUACUGUUCCUCCAGCUCCUCCUCUUCAUCCCUCAGCGUCCUGGGUGGCAAGUGUGGCCAACCCGCAGACUCUGGCAGGAUGCCCAAUGGGCUGCCCGGGCCCCGAGGCCCAGCUCUGUCCAGCUCUUCCGAUGAAGGCAACCCCUGCCCCGGUGUAGGGGGCCCACCAGAUGCACCUGGGAGCCCCAUGGCCGGCCCAGAGCCCCUGAGGACCUGGGCACGAGGCCGGAUGGACACACAGCCAGACCGAAAACCCUCACGCAUCCCCACACCGAGGGGCCCCCGCCGCCCAUCUGGACCCACGGAGACCAGGGCCUGGCAUGCCCUGCACUCAGUCAGCCCAAGGGCUGAGCCGGAUUCCUGGAUGUGAUGGACCAGCCCAGCUGCCCCCAGUCCCCCAUUCCUUCUCCUUUUCCUUUGUGGCCUUAACCCCUCUGCAUCAGGGAGCCCCCCCCCCCCCCCCCCGCCUCUUGGGGACCAGACCUCAUGGGACCAGACCCCUUGGGACCACAUGGCACAACGGGACCUCUGUUGUACAUUCCGGUUGGGGGAUGAGCAUUGCUAUUUAAUUACUAAUAUUAUUGAAUGCCUUAGAGGGGGCUGGGCCAGCCCAAUAAGGACCCUUCCUGAGGUCCUGUGGCCCUGCAGAGCCUGACAGUAAAGUUUUGUUCCAGC